AUGCCACUUUCAUACCCUGCUGCACUUUCUACGCUGGAAGAGCAGCAGUGAUCCCACAUGCACCUCCAAACAUUUUUUUUUUCUUGUGAUUUUAAGGGAGAUUUUAUUUAGAGGCGGCGCUUGUUGGCUCCAGAGUAGCGCCGUAACGACACUUUUUCCCCCAGUCCCUGUUAAAAGAGUUUGACCAGGGCCAGAGUUGGUGCUGGGGGGUCGCCUAUAGCUUAGUAAUAACCUGGGGGGUGAUUGCUGCGUUUUUGUUUUUUUUUUUAAAUCCCAGCAGAUUUUUUUAAUAUAUAUUUUAUUUUUUAUUUUAUUUUUUUCUACUUCUCUGCAUAUCGGCACUCUAAAGAUCUGAUACCCCCUUCGAGAUUUCUUUUUUCUUCCCCCCUUUUCAGAUCAUGAACAAACUAUAUAUCGGGAAUUUAAGUCCUUCGGUCACUGAGGAGGACUUGAAGCAGCUCUUUAGGGAGAAGAACCUUCCAGUGCCCGACAAGAUCCUACUGAAAAACGGCUAUGCUUUUGUGGACUUCCCCGAUCAGAACUCGGCCAUAAAGGCUAUAGAGAUUCUUGGUAAAGUUGAAUUACACGGAAAGGUGAUAGUGGUAGACUACUCUGUUCCCAAAAAACUAAGGAGUCGGAAGAUCCAGAUCCGGAACAUUCCCCCUCAUCUACAGUGGGAGGUUUUGGACAGCCUUCUAGCUCAAUAUGGUACUGUAGAAAGCGUGGAUCAAGUGAACACUGAUACAGAAACAGCAGUGGUGAAUGUUACAUACGCAACCAAGGAGGAAGCUAAACUAGCCAUUGAGAAGUUGACAGGACACCAGUUCGAAGACUACUCCUUCAACGUGUCAUAUAUCAUGGACAUGGAUGCUGCUCCACCCGUCCAGGCUCCCCGCACACGGCGUGGGGGUCGGUCUUCCCGGGACCAGGGUGCCUGUCAGGCCGGGCCGUCAGGAGGCUUCGGAUCUCCGCGUCCCCGACAACAGGACUUCCCCCUGCGUAUCCUCGUGCCUACUCAGUUCGUGGGAGCCAUCAUCGGCAAGGAAGGCCUCACCAUCAAGAAUGUCACCAAACAGACGCAGUCCAAGGUGGACAUUCAUCGGAAGGAAAAUGCAGGUGCAGCAGAAAAACCCAUCACCAUCCACUCAACCCCCGAGGGCUGCUCCUCAGCCUGUCGCAUGAUCCUGGAGAUCAUGCACAAGGAGGCCAACGAGACCAAGACGACGGACGACAUCCCUCUGAAAAUCCUUGCCAACAACAGCCUGGUGGGCCGGCUGAUAGGGAAAGAUGGCCGCAACCUGAAAAAGAUCGAGGAGGAGACAGGGACCAAGAUAACUAUCUCCUCGUUACAAGACUUAACCAUUUGCAACCCUGAGAGGAUCAUCACGGUGAAUGGCAGCUUGGAGGCGGUUUGCAAAGCCGAGGCGUUGAUCAUGAAGAAACUGAGGGAAGCCUACGAGAACGACGUUGCUGCUAUACACCAACAGGCCAACCUGAUCCCAGGCUUGAACCUGAACGCUCUGGGCAUCUUCUCCUCUGGUCUGCCGGUGCUGCCCCCUGCUGCUGGACCACGUGGUGCAGUGCCCCAUGUGGCACCAGCAGGAUACAACCCAUUCUUAAGUCACUCUUCACAUCUCAGUGGCCUGUACGGGGUUCCUCCAGCAAGUGCCAUCCCCCACCAGCACUCACACCAUGCUCCAGAACAGGAGGUUGUCUACCUCUUUAUUCCAACUCAGGCAGUCGGGGCCUUGAUCGGGAAGAAGGGUCAGCACAUCAAACAACUUGCCCACUUUGCCGGAGCUUCCAUCAAGAUCGCCCCGGCUGAGAGCCCAGACGUCACCGAGAGGAUGGUUAUCAUUACUGGAACCCCCGAAGCUCAGUUUAAGGCCCAAGGUCGGAUAUUUGGGAAGCUGAAAGAAGAGAACUUCGUCUCAGCAAAGGAGGAGGUCAAACUGGAGACGCACAUCAAGGUUCCCUCAACUGCAGCGGGCAGGGUCAUCGGUAAAGGUGGCAAGACGGUAAACGAGCUACAGAACCUUACGAGCGCAGAGGUCAUCGUACCGCGGGACCAAACUCCUGACGAGAAUGACGAGGUCUUUGUGAAAAUCAGUGGGCAUUUCUUUGCCAGCCAGACUGCACAGAGGAAGAUCCGGGAGAUCAUUCAGCAGGUCAAACAGCAGGAACAGAAGCACCAGCAGUGCGCCGCCGUGUCACCGCACCACUCCAAGUGACCAGCGAGGUGGCUCCAGUGGGCACCAGCCAAUGAAUGUAGCCCUCCCAAACGGACAGAGACCUACCCAGACUAAGGCCAAGGCCAAGGGGGACAUGCAGGGCAGACCAGCAGCACCGGGAUCAAAACCAAAGAACUUCGCUAGGGGGGAAACAAGUGAGAGCCAAAGGCUGAGGGCAUUGUGUGCACUGCCAGCCCUGUGAGAGCAGAUAGAGUGGGAGAAACCGUACUGAUACAGUAAAAUAAAAAGACCAAAAAACAAAAAAAAAAAAAAAAAAGGAAAA
Messenger RNA from Amphiprion ocellaris (clown anemonefish), 2514 nucleotides. RefSeq names its product insulin-like growth factor 2 mRNA binding protein 2a (gene igf2bp2a). The transcript has 16 exons. Lineage: Eukaryota; Metazoa; Chordata; Actinopteri; Pomacentridae. Gene Ontology annotation, molecular function: mRNA 3'-UTR binding. The record is from RefSeq and is a predicted model, not a curated record. Gene Ontology annotation, biological process: regulation of gene expression; nervous system development. Gene Ontology annotation, cellular component: cytoplasm; nucleus; cytosol. Bases 399 to 2231 code for a protein of 610 amino acids.